This is a messenger RNA of Aspergillus luchuensis, 738 nucleotides long. RefSeq lists its product as uncharacterized. The transcript has 3 exons. Gene Ontology annotation, cellular component: cytoplasm. Lineage: Eukaryota; Fungi; Ascomycota; Eurotiomycetes; Eurotiales; Aspergillaceae. Bases 1 to 738 code for a protein of 245 amino acids. The record is from RefSeq and is a predicted model, not a curated record.
AUGUCCGAUCCCACCCUUUAUCUCUACACCUCCCUGACUGCGGGGUCGUCCCACAUCGUCACCGCAACGGCACGCCUGGAGACAAUUCUCAAAGCCAACAAGCUCCCCUUCCGCGCAAUCGAUGUGGCCACGGACGAAGUAGCCAGGAAGCUCUGGGGCCGUCGCUCCAAGGGCAAGAAACUUCCUGGCUUGGUGAAAUUCGGCACUGUUGUCGGAGACUUGGAGCAAGUUGAAGAAUGGAAUGAGUAUGGUGAGCUGAGGAUGCAGGUUAACAGUGUCGAAGACAUCGACAGUAUUCCCGCAACUAGUACUCCGAUCGCACCCCCCUCGGCCGCAUCUACCCCCACCCCCGAACCCACUACCCUCAAACAGAGCACAAUCAAGAUUCAAAGCCCCCCGUCCAAAGAGACCCCGAAAGACACUGCUAUCACGGCUGCUAUGCGCCAGGCUAGUGGGGAGGCCGCUGCCAAGGCUAAGGGCAGCGGCACUCAACCUGCCCCGGCUAAGGAACCUGCCCCAGCAAAGGAACCUGUCCCGGCAGUUACAGAACAAAAAGAGACCCCGAAAGAGACCCCUGCGGCUGGCGAGCAGUCCCAAGCAGGCAAGGAAGAUACUGAAUGGUUCAGCACCACCGUGGCUCCAUCAUCUCCGCCACCUCCAAAGAAGAACAAGAAAAAGUUGCACAGGACUUGCGGAAGUCUAUUUCCGGGGGUCAACAGGAUCUUCUCAAAUCCUUGA